ACUCGGCUGCCCUGGCGGCUGGAAGAGAGGCCUCGAGGCCAGCCCCGCGGCGCGCAGAGCUCGCGAGACUCGCGGGCCUCGGACGGGGCAGCGGCGCUCACCUGUUGGGGCCGGGCGGCGCCGUCCGAGGCGUCUCUGUGCGGGCUCGGCCCCGGCUUUGUGGGACGCGGGCCGGGCUUGUUGGCUUCAGGCUUUAAGCACAACAUGGAUGAAGCUCAGCCGCGCCCCCAGCCUGAAAAGGAAGUUGGCUUUGGGAAAGUGAAGGAGGAGGAGGCCACAUGGGAGCAGACACGCAGCGCCCAGGAGACCGGCACCCAUACUCCGGAGCUUUGCCGCCUGUGUUUCCGACAGUUCUGCUAUCAGGAGGUAGCCGGGCCCCGUGAGGCUCUGGCCCAACUUCGACAGCUUUGCCAUCGCUGGCUGCGGCCAGACACCCACACCAAGGAGCAGAUCCUGGAGCUGCUGGUGCUGGAGCAGUUCCUCACCAUCCUGCCCGGGGAGCUGCAGGCCCGGGUGCCCGCUUACCCGAUGCAGAGUGGGGACGAGGUGGUGACUGUGCUGGAGAAUCUCGAGGUGCCAGACACGGGAGACACAAAACAGCAGGUCUCUAACUGUAACCAGGAACAGGUGAUGCACCUAGUGGUGAACAAAUAUCAAGGAGCCUCUUUGGCAAAUCAGAACCUCCAACUCCUGCCUAGGGUGACCACCCUGAAGUGUGAACCCCCAGAGCUUCCUGAGGAAAAGCCCCACGUAGUGAGUGGGCCUGCCAGCCUGGGACCAGCCCCUCUUCAGGAAGAAAACCUUACAGACUGGGCUGUAGGGGCGGAGUUGAACUCGGCCAGGUGCCAGAUCCUGAAAAUGGAGACAGCAUCACACACUGAAUCAAGCUCUGGGAGUCCAUGUCCAACACAUUUGUGUGGGCGAAUGCGAGCCACAUCAUCGACAUCAUCAAGAAAUUCAGUUAUUCGAUGUAAUAAUCCACCUAAAUAUGAUCGUAUCAGUCAUGAUAAAAAAAGCAUUUUAAUCAAAUGUUAUGAAGAUGGUAGAACAGUGAACGAAUCAGCUAAAAUCUCUGGCAUUAAUAAAAAUACUGCAAAAUCCAUCAUUAAGCGAUAUAACAAGAAUGGUGGUGUUUUAAUAGAAAAAAAACGAGGUGGCAAGAGGAAUAUCAAAUUAAAUGCUUCAAUAUUAAACAGAAUUGGCCAAAUAAUUGAAGAAAAUCCACGCAUAACUUUAAAGGGAAUUCGUGACAAGAUUAUUGAAUCUGAACAUACCGAAUUAAGCACAAGUUCUAUUAGAAAUGGACUGAAACGGUUACAAGGCUGUGAGGGUUGUCGCCAGACCUGGUGGGUCCAAGGGUCCCGAGUAGGGGUCCUCACUGGUGCCCGGGUGUACGACCCAUGCCACAUGGUAUUUGCACACUGGGGAUUCUUGUGUCGCACCCACAGACAAGGCUUGAAAACAGCAGCCAUUGCCUUUGUGCUCUGCCUGGACACAAGGCGCUUCUACAGACACAGCCCCCAGCCAGCGCACAGCCCUGGACGGCCGGGUCCCAGGAUGGCGAGAGACCCCCAGGAGGGCACCGCGCUGGGCGCCCGAUCCGCAGACGAUGGCACGGGCAUCCUGCGCGUGAAGGUGGAGCCGGAGGAGGGCUCGGGCCUGGAGGCGGCCAUCGCGCCCCGCUGCCCCGGGCCCGGCCCCGAGCACUGCCGCCGGCGCUUCCGAGCCUUCCGCUACCCCGACGCCCGGGGGCCCCGCCAGGCGCUGGGGCGGCUCCGCGAGCUCUGCCGGCGCUGGCUGCGCCCCGACGUGCACAGCAAGGAGCAGAUGCUGGAGCUGCUGGUGCUGGAGCAGUUCCUCGCCAUCCUGCCCGCCGAGCUGCAGGCCUGGGUGCGGGCGCGGCAGCCGGCCAGCGGGGAGGACGCGGUGCGGCUGCUGGAGGCCCUGGAGGGGCAGCUGGACGCGCCGAGGCCGCAGGGGCUGAAAGUGGAAGCCGUGGCCUGGACCCUCUCCCCUGGACAGAGGCAGCAGGAGCCGUCUCAGGUGGACGCCCAAGAGGAGAGACAGAAGCACGGCAGUCUCGCCUCCCCAGGUGGCGUGACGCUGGCCGAGGUCAGAGACGUGGCCCUGGAGGAGGAAGUUCCAGAGCCGGAGGAUGCGCGGGCAGCGGGCCAGGGUGCUCCCUGCACGGAGGCCGGGGAGCCAGGGCGCGGGCUCCAGAGGGGGCAGAGAAACGCCCCAGGGAGCAGGAGGCACUGCUGUCGCGAGUGCGGGAAGAGUUUCGCCCAGAGCUCAGGCCUGAGCAAGCACCGGAGGAUCCACUCGGGGGAGAAGCCGUUCGAGUGCGAGCACUGCGGGAAAGCGUUCGUGGGCAGCUCGGCCCUCAUCAUCCACCAGCGCGUGCACACGGGGGAGAGGCCGUACGAGUGCGGGGCGUGCGGCAAGGCCUUCGGCCACAGCUCCGACCUCAUCAAGCACCAGCGGACCCACACGGGUGAGCGGCCCUACGCGUGCAGCAGCUGCGGGAAGACGUUCAGCCAGAGCUGCAGCCUGCUGGAGCAUCACCGCAUCCACACCGGGGAGAGGCCGUACGGCUGCGGCGCGUGCGGGAAAACCUUCCGGCGCAACUCCCAUCUCCUCCGGCACCAGCGCGUCCACGGGCAGAGAAACGCCCAGAAGCCCAAGCCCGGCGAGGCAGGGCAGAGCCAGGGGACGAGGGAAAGCCCGUGGGGAACCACCCUGGAGGCGCCCGUGACCUACAAGUGUAGUGUCUGUGGGAGAAGCUUCAGGCAGGACAGCAGCCUCCGGGAGCACCAGAAAAUCCACACGGGCGAGAAGCCCCAUCAGUGCGGGGCCUGCGGCGAGGCCUUCACCCGGACCUCGUACCUCGUCCAGCACCAGAGAAGCCAUGGCAGAAGGAAUAUUCUCGCAGUGACUCCCGUCUCACCUGUGGAAGUGGGCGCUAGUUCCUCACUGAAUGGAAGCCCCCCUGGAGCCCUUGCCGACGCGGAAACCCUGCCCGGGGUCUAAUUCACCACUGUCCAUCCCCUGCUGUCUGUUCCCAGUAGAGUCUGGGUGAGCCGAAUUACCUGUCACCUGCAAGAAGGUGACUCCUGGGGAAGCGGCUCACGGAGAGGAGGCUUGUGGGGGCUGCAUGGAAGAGACAGGGUCCGACCCACUGGGGUGCCCGCGCUUCCACACUGGCCAGUCCCCUCAGCCAGCGCCUGCUGAUGUCUCCUGGGCGCCAGACCCUGAGCUGGCCCUGCAGCCCUCCCCGUUUUGCUGAUGCUGAGCCCUCUGCACUCGGUCAGCUUCACCAUGUUCUAUUUUUACCGCCUUCCCCGUGCCUUGCACACAGCUGCUAACAAAUAUUUCUUAAAUCUA
This is a messenger RNA of Sorex araneus (European shrew), 3384 nucleotides long. RefSeq lists its product as uncharacterized. Lineage: Eukaryota; Metazoa; Chordata; Mammalia; Eulipotyphla; Soricidae. The coding region runs from base 205 to 3030 and encodes 941 amino acids. Gene Ontology annotation, molecular function: DNA-binding transcription factor activity; RNA polymerase II cis-regulatory region sequence-specific DNA binding. The record is from RefSeq and is a predicted model, not a curated record. Gene Ontology annotation, biological process: regulation of transcription by RNA polymerase II. The transcript has 9 exons.